GAGGAGGAGCUGUGCAAGUGGUACGAGAGCUUCCGGAAGCAGUGCCCCGACGGGCGCAUCAGCCGCGCCGAGUUCGAGAAGAUCUACGCCAACUUCUUCCCCAAGUCGGACCCGCAGGGCUACGCCCGGCACGUCUUCCGCAGCUUCGACACCAACGACGACGGCACGCUCGACUUCCGGGAGUACAUCAUCGCCCUGCACCUCACCUCCUCCGGCAAGACCCACCUCAAGCUCGAGUGGGCCUUCUCCCUCUUCGACGUGGACCGCAACGGCGAGGUCAGCAAGAGCGAGGUGCUGGAGAUCAUCUCG
This is a messenger RNA of Struthio camelus australis, 309 nucleotides long. NCBI's taxonomy places the organism in Eukaryota, Metazoa, Chordata, Aves, Struthioniformes, Struthionidae. The record is from RefSeq and is a predicted model, not a curated record.